AUGGGCAGCAUGUCCAAGCUGGCAUUCCUUUGUAGUCUUUUGGUGGCCAGCCCUUUGGCCGACGAAGAAAUCAAUGUGGCCGCCCUGGAUGAUGAAUGCGCUGAAGGCAGCUGUGCGCUAGGCCUUCUGCAGAAGGACUCCACGGAGGAUCGACGGAACUGGAUUCGCCUCAUCGAAGGCAACGGCUGUCCGCAAGGUGGGCCCAUCCCUUGUGAGAAGAUUGGCAACACACGACAUUUCAAGUUCCCUGCAGGCGUCUUCGCCCUCCAUCGACAGGUGACGGUGCCGGCGAACACCAUCAUCGAAGGGGUCAGCAACCCCAACGAUGCGGGCGAUAAGACCAGGAAACCGGACUACGCUGGUCAGACCGUUUUCGAGGCGACCGUGGGAGUUUCGGAUCACAACAUUUGCUAUUGUCAAAACUUGGAACGAAGUUGGGAGCCUUUGUCGCCGCGCAAUCCAUACCACUGUACGGACUUGACGAACGAGCAGGUGCAGCGAUUGCGGCCUGGAUUCCUGAUGUAUUCCAACACCAAGGUGAAAAACAUUGCCUACCAGGGCAAGGACACCCUGCGCCCCUCAGACAAUGGAGCAUUAUGUGGUGGUGCCGUUUUUGAGACGCCUGGCUGCGUUCACAACCAGUGUUUGUUCCCACAUUUGAAGACGGGCGAUGGAAGGCCCGUGAGCAAUGUGAGAAUUGAGAAUGUGCGAAUGAACGAUUAUGCGGGUGACCCCAAUUUGGCCAGUCAGCUGGCAGUGUGGGUGGCACAGACGACAGACACUGGGACACCCACUCGUGAUGUUGUGGUGAAAAAUCUGGUCGCCAUGUUUCUGCAUGCGGAUGGCAUCAAUUUCCACGGUUUUGUGCAGGACGCUAUGGUGGAUGAUUCCUACAUCCAAAACACUGGCGAUGAUAUCUACGCAGUGUGGGGCAGUCAUUUCGACACAAGGAACAUUGUCUUCCAGAACUGCGUCGGUGUCGAUGCGGGCCGCGCUCGACAGAACCACUACGGCAGCUGCGUCGCGGUGUCCCUGGGCGAUGGAGCCGAUAGGUUGGAACCACCACAUGCAGCUGCAGAACCACAUUGGGCGUUCUCGACGCGGCCUCUUUGGCUUUUACGUGUCUUGCCUCUGGACAACGAUUCCAGAGGGCCCUCUUUUGACUCCUUCGUGCCGAGGUUUGACAAUACCAUCAGCGGCUACAAGGAGUGGCGGAAAAGGGUUCAACUGUAUGCCCGUAGGCUUGAGCUGCAAGGUCGUUCAAAAGAAGUUGCCAUGAAUGUUUUGGCAGUACUUGAAGGUUCCAGUUGGACGCAAUGUGAAGACAUAGACCUCAAGGAACUGGAAGCCGAAAACGGCCUAGAUGUGUUGCUGCGACGGUUGGAUUCGAAAUGGAAAUAUGAUGAAAGGGUUGAGCUGGGAUCCAUAUUUGACACCUUCUUCUUCAAGGUUCAGCGAAAGCCCAACCAAUCACUUUUGGACUAUGUGACUGAUUUUCACCAAGCCCUACGCGAUGUUCAGAGACUGAAGGUUGAUCUUCCUGAGGAAAUCACUGGAUGGCUCAUGUUGCGCAGAGCAGCCUUGACCAAGGACCAACAACACCUUGUGCAGUCCCAGGUUGGCAAAACGUUGACACUGGGAAACGUGGAGCAAAGCCUUUUUCUGGUUUUUGGUCAAGACUUCAAGCAAUCCAAUCAUCAAAGUCACCGUGGAAAGUCAUUCCCCAAAGGGAAGGGUCGUUCCAAUGUGCACCAUGCAGAAGAUGAUGAACAUGAGUUUCAAGAUGAUUGGAAUGAAAACUACAUGGAUACCUACUACGAAAAUGAUGAUGAUCAAUACUAUGAAUGUGAUGAAGAAUGGGAUGAAACAUACUUUGGUUCACAAGUUGACUGGUCUCCCACUGCCUUUGAGUGGAAUCCGAGCGAAGCUGCCGUCGAAGACGAGUCGCUCUUCGAUGUGGAGGAGUUCGAUUCCGUCUACUCUGCAUAUGCCGAUGCCAAGAGCCGACUUGCACAGUUGCGCCAAAGCCGUGGCUUCUACCCGGUUGUGGCACUGGUGGACGGCAAGGGUUCCAGCAUGUCUCAAGGUGGGGGUAGUUCAAAGUCUAAAGGCCAAAGUAAGAAGGGAUCCAAACAAUCACCAUAUCCACCAAAGGGAAAGGGUAUCAAAGCUAGAGGAAAAGCCAUAGCGGGGGAUCUAGUUUGUUUGAGAUGUGGCAAGACUGGCCACAAAGCUGCAAACUGCAAGAGCUCUUCUGCUGCUGCCUCUGGUGCCUCUUCUCCUGCAAAGAAGCGCCCCAUUGACCUUGACCCGAUGGUGAACAUGGUCUUCCGAGCUUCUGGCGAUGAGUUCCAUGAGAUUGAGGAGACCUACAUGCAAGGCGAAUCUGUGGUGCGUGCUGGUGGAUGGGUGACAAAGGAGCCCGACAUGUGCAUUCAAGACCAAGGAGCCUCUUCUUUCCUUGCUGGCAGUGAGUACAUCUUGCGCUAUCUGAAAUGGUUGGAAGUUCAGGGAUACCCCAUGAACACCAUCUCCUUCAAGAAGUGCAACAAAACUUUUCGUUUUGGCGGCGAUGCUGAUGGACAUGCCCGCUGGAUGGUUGAGUUGCCCGUGCACUUCGCCAACAUUUCAGGUCGAAUGCAGUGCUUCAUCGUGUUCGGAGCCACCCCAAUGUUGCUUGGACGCCCAGUUCUUGAACAACUUGGUGCUGUAGUGGAUUUUGGAAGUGGCAAGAUGCGCAUCCUUGGUGGCCGAUGGACCGAGAUCGAACGUGGCAAGCAAGAUGCGAUGCUUCUGCGACUUGCUGCAACCUUCAACUCCAUCGAGGACUUUGAGAACCCGCAGUUCGACCUCAGAGCCAAGGAUGAUGAUCACGAUGAUGCAUGCUCUCUGCAAGAUUUUCUUCAAGAUCUACGUGCUGCCGAGCGCUAUGAGGAAAUGAUCUCCGAGGUCCAAUUCACCGACGACGCCUCUGAGAAUGAGUUUGUUGAUGUUGAGACCUAUGUGAAUGUGGAUGAGCAGAUUCCUGAGGAGCACUUUCAUGCCCAUGAGCUGACUGAACGCACUCAAUGCUCAAUGUCGAAGACCUGGUCAUGGAUUCAGGGUCAACUGGUUGAAACCUCCAAGAAAGCAGCCCAACUUGCCUAUGAAGCUCGAUGCCAACCUCACCCACGAAAGAAGCUCAUUUGGGAAGUCUACAGUGGCACUGGCCUUUUAGGCGAACAAGCUGAACGCCUUGGUGCCGAUGUGAUGCGUUUUGGACUCAACAAUGGAUGGGACUUCUCCAAAUUAGCACAUCGAAAACGUUUGAUGGAACUGGCUUAUGAGCUUGAGCCGGAUGAGAUCUACAUGUCUCCCAAGUGCACACUUUGGUCUCCCAUGCAGGCCAUCAACAUGCGUUGUGAAGCUGAUUGGGACGAACUUUGGGAGCGUCGUGACUUCGACCAUGAGAUCCAUCUGAAGUUUUGCAAGAAGCUGUACUGGUUUCAGGUGAAACGUGGAGCUCAUGCACACAUUGAACAUCCACACCGCAGUGCUGCCUGGGAAACACCAGCCUUUGCCAAACUUCCAGGUGAACGCACAACUUUUGAUCAAUGUGAAUAUGGCUCCACUACCACAGUUGAUGAUGAUGAAGUACCAAUCAUGAAAACCAUCUCCAUUCAGACCACAAAACGUGCGAUGUGUCGCAUCAUGUCCAAACGAUGCUCAGGCAACCAUCAACAUGCCCGACUUGAAGGUGGAAGCCGUUGCAAGAAGGCUGAGAAUUACCAAUGCGAGCUUGCCUGGAAUUUAGCUCGUGCCCUUCUUGAAGAUGAGGGUUUGUCGGAACAGGCCUAUGCUGUUCAACAAGACGCCGAAGCUCAAGAGCUGACUGGAGUUCUUCGAAAACUUGGCACAAGGCAUGGCUCUGAAGCGGUGCGCAUUGCCUACCGCCUCCAUCGAAACCUUGGGCAUCCGAGAAAGGACACUUUGGUCCGCAUGCUGCAGGCCAAGAAUGCCGACCCAAAGGUCAUCGCUGCAGCCGAAGCCCUUGAGUGCCCCUACUGCAACAAGUUUUCUUCCAGGAAACAAUCAGCUCCAGCUCAUGCCGAGCGUCCCAUGGACUUCAAUGAGCAGCUUCAGGCCGACACCUUGUGGUUUGAUUUGAGCUCAGUUGAGCCUGAUGCCCCUUCUGACAAAGCUUCCAAGCGGAAGAUUGGCAUGUUGGUCAUGGUCGAUUCUGCAACUCGCUUCAUGGCUGUGCGAUCCAUUCCUGAUGAAUCAAGCAACUCCCUCAUGAAAGCAGUUGAACGUGAAUGGAUUCGCUACUUUGGCCCUCCGAAGCAGCUGAGCGUUGAUGAAUGGUCUGGAUGGGGCAGUGACGCUAUGAUGCAAUGGUCUGGCGACCACGACAUAGAGAUGAAGAUUUCCCCUGUGCAAAGUCAUUCACGAACUUCAAUUGUGGAGCGAAGACACCAACUCCUUCGCAAAGCACUCUCCAUCUUCAUGACAGAAAAUGGACUGCGUGGCCUUGAUGGACCUCACACGGCCUUUAACUGGACAGUGCCCACAUUGAAUCAAUGUACCUUUGUGAAUGGAUUUACUCCUAUGCAACUUGCCCUGGGAAAACAACCAAAUAUGCCUGGACUCAUCUCUGACGAGCGCACUGGUCCAAUUCAACUUCAACAAUCUGAACAAGAUCGACUACGGCGACGACUUGAACUCAAAGCAAGUGCCCAAAAUGCAUGUGCUGUUGCGGAGAUUGACGUCAAACUUCGACGUGCUCUACUCCGACGCUUUUCAGGUGCUGAUGAAGAUCUACAGCCAGGUGAACGAUGCCUUUACUGGCGAGAAGUUGGCAAUCGAUUCCACACGGUUCAGUGGAAAGGCCCUGCCACGGUCGUUGCUGUCCAACGAGACCCAGACACUGGCACCAUUGACACCUAUUGGAUUGCCCACGGCACUGUGCUCAUCCGUGCCGGACGUCAACAUGUUCGACGACUUGUUGGCCAAGAAGGUCUUGUCAAUGGAGCUCAACGUGCUGAACAAGCCAUUGCUGGUCUCCGUCAACGUCGAGUUGUCCGAACAGCCGACUUGCGGCGCAUCAACAAGCACACCUUGGAGGAGCUUGAGGGUGAGAUCUCUGAUGGGAUUUUUGAUGAGCCCUCUCCAAAGAAAGCCAAGACCAACCAUCCUCCUGAUCAAGGUGAGCAAGAUGCCCCGGCCGCACGACCUGAAUCAGUGCGAUCACUUUCCUAUGAGCCAACUGAACCCAUCGAUGAUUUGCCAAAAGAUCCUGCUGAAGAUCCACCUCUACCUGUGGCUGAUCCGUCUUCUGGCUUGGACUUGCCAACGGAUCCCGGUUUGGACUUACCGGAUGAGUCAAGGCGCUUGGAUCUGGAUUUGCGCGACUCUGAAGAGCCACAACCCUCACAGCAAGCUGAAGCAGCAGCAGCAUCCUCCAGCGGAGAGGCAGGUGCUGGACUUAUGCCUGAACCUCUUCCGCAAGAUGUUCCAAUCCCUGAUGGUGAUGACAGUGAGGCUGAUCAGCCCACCAUUGCAGCUGACAACGCCAUCACCCAAUCUUCAAUGCCUGAGGCACCUCCACAACUUCCUGGACUUUCCUUUGCUGAACGCCGACGGCAACAUGAACGAAGUGAGACUUCAUGGAUGCGAUCUCCAUUGUGGCCAUGGUGCAUGAUCACCCUGAUCCUCAAAGCUCUGGCAAUUCAAAGCGUGCCAAGCACCAUGAAUCGGUCAACAUCGCUGUGGAGCUCUUUCCAAAUGGCUGUGAAGGCUCAACUAACCUUCCAGCUGGAUGGCACUAUGAUCCGAAAACCCAUGAGAUCUACCUUGGUUCCACAGCAGACUUUUGGAGCUUUGAAGAUGACCACAAAUGGCCUGACAAUGAGACGCAACAGCCGCAUCAUCCUGGUCAACGAGGAGCAGUCUGCCCCUGUGGGUGAUGAACCAUGGUUUGGAAAGACCUUGUACCCACUGACCAAAGAUGCUGCAGCUGAGUUUGGCCAAAACUACGUUGGCGACCUGUCCAAGAAGUUCAACAACAAAACCAUCCGAAGCCGUGGCCAUAUCUGGUCUGCCCAAGCUGCGCCCAAGAAGAAGAACGUCAAGGAGUCAGCUGACCUGCAGGAAAGCCGAAUGAGUCUUGAAGACCGCCUGGCGUUCAUCGAGGGCAAGAAAGCUGAGUUGGUCGAUUGGAACCGCGUGAUGAAAGCACGGUUUGUGCUGAAGUGGUCUGCCGACAACAAUGGCAACCCACGCGCAAAAGCACGUUUGGUUCUUCAAGGAUUUUCUGAUCCAGAUCUACUACGAGGAGAGCUUGACACAUCUUCCCCUACCUUGAGCCGAUCCUCACGGCAGAUUCUCCUGGCCAUUGCAACUUGCAAAUCCUGGCUUAUUUUCAUUUCUGAUGUUGCGACAGCCUUUCUUCAAGGCGAUCCACAGAAGCGAAUUUUGUGGGCCAGAAUUCCCAAAGACGCUUGCCAGCUGAUUGGUGUGCCAGCCGGUACACUGAUGCGACUUCUCAAACCCAUUUACGGGCAAGCCGAUGCUCCAAGAAGAUGGUUUCAAGUUGCCCGCAGAAGAUUGAUUGCUGCAGGAUACCAACCACAUCCACUAGAUCAAUGCCUUUAUUGCCUUUUUCAUGGUGAUCAGUUGGUUUCAAUGAUCGGCAUUCAUGUCGAUGAUCUCAUCGGUGCUGGACUUGAAUCCGAUGAAGUCUACCAGAAGGCAAAACAGGCUCUUCAUGAGAGUUUCAACUUCAAACAUUGGACUGAAGGAAAUGAAACUGGUCAACUGCAGUUUUGCGGUUGUGACCUUGAGGCUGAUGGAAAAGGUGGCUGGUUCUUGCGCCAACAGGCGUACGUCCAAAAGAUCAAACCUUUGACCUUGAGCGAUUCAGAUGAGAAUCGUGAAUUGACUGUCAAAGAAGUGACAAUGCUCCGUGGACUUCUAGGAGCGCUUCAAUGGCCAGCAACCCAGACUUCACCUCACCUCAGUGCAAGCGUGAGCCUUUUGUGUGGCGAAGUGAGCGCCGCAACAGUUUCCACAGCUACCCAAGCAAACAAGCUGCUUAGAUUUGCCAAAGCCAACAGCGACGUUGGACUCCAAUUUUCUGACCUUGGCCAGCUACAUGAGCUAUGCAUGAUAGCCUUGAGUGAUGCAGCCUGGGGCGUCCGAAAGAACCAUGAGUCCCAAGGCGGCUACUUUGUUUUGCUGAUGAAUGUGAAAGCCCUGCAAGGUCAAUUGGACCAACCCUACGUUGUUUUGGACUGGCGAAGCUACAAACUCCCCAGAAUCAGCCGCAGUAGCCUCAACUCUGAAGCACAAGCAUGCGCUGGUGCCAUGGAUGCUCUUGAGUAUCUCCUGAUCUUCUGGCAUGGAUGUGUGACUCCUGGCUUUGACUUGCGCCACUUGGACGUCCACGACAUCCAAAUGCAGUCAGCCUUGGUGGUCGACGCGAAGGCGCUCUAUGAUAGCCUGAAAGCUGAAGUUCCACAGAUGCAAGGCGACCGAAGAUCCAAGAUUGAGGUCAUGGUUGUGAAACAGAAAAUGGAUGAGAUGAAAACGAAGCUGAAAUGGAUUUCAUCAGAGACCCAACUGGCAGAUGGUGUUACCAAAAUUGCAGCACGGCAAUUGCUUGCAGACCGCUUACGGUCCCAUGUCUUCUCCCUGCACUCUGACCAGAGCUUCCAAGCAGCGAAGAAGAAGACCCUUGCUGGAUGCCAAGCUUCAACCAGACGCAAUGCGAUUGGUCGUUUGCAGAAAGGCAUUGGUUUUGCAGUGCUGACAAAUCAACUUGAGCCAGUACGAGGAGAUGAUUUUGCCGAAGUUUCAAACCUCAAGAAUGCUCUGGUCACUGAUGAGACCUUUUGCGUGAACGACAAAGACGAAAGAAUCCAAGAUCUUGAAAGUUUGGUUCACUACUACGAGCAAGAUGUGACAUCAACCUCUUUGUUUGUGAGCCGAACUGGAGCACGAUACCAAUUGCAUCGUGAUUGCCGAGCGCUUUUACAAGCGAAUCAAGCCGGCAUACGAGAUUUGAAAUGCUGCAGCCAAUGCAUUCAGACGUUGCGUGACAACAGCAACCUGGGUGGUUGGAACCACCACAUGCAGCUGCAGAACCACAUUGGGCGUUCUCGACGCGGCCUCUUUGGCUUUUACGUGUCUUGCCUCUGGACAACGAUUCCAGAGGGCCCUCUUUUGUACGGUGCAAAGGAGGCAACCUUUCGCGACCUCACCUGCUACGCGCCGCCGCAGAACACCCACGACUGCUACGAUUCCAAGAACAAUGGCGAGACCUGCAAUGGCUGCCUGGGAAUCAUCAAAGAAAGUUUCAGUGCGGACUACCGCGGCUCGGUGUUUACCUUUUCAAACUGCAAAUUCUACAACCUGAAGCUUGACCGAAUUCGCACAUGCGACGCAACCGGGUCCUGGUUGUUGAUACUCACCAGGGAGCAAGGACGCCCUUCGAAAAUAGGCCUUUUCUGUGUCAUGUCACGCUUUUCAAAGCCUAUGUUGCACAUGUUGGAGGGGAUCUUGGCCGCCAAAACCGCUACAGUAUAUAUAUAUAUAUACAUAUCAUAUACAUAUCAUAUACAUAUCAUAUACAUAUCAUAUACAUAUCAUAUACAUAUCAUAUAUAUAUAG
This is a messenger RNA of Cladocopium goreaui, 8649 nucleotides long. NCBI's taxonomy places the organism in Eukaryota, Dinophyceae, Suessiales, Symbiodiniaceae. The record is from the annotation of a GenBank genome assembly.